Molecule: messenger RNA, 3331 nt
Organism: Pocillopora meandrina
Lineage: Eukaryota; Metazoa; Cnidaria; Anthozoa; Scleractinia; Pocilloporidae
Source: the annotation of a GenBank genome assembly
AGAUAUCACAUCCGUAUACGAACGUUCACAAGCAUGAAAGCAGUUCUCUAUAAAACCGGUGGCGUUGAGAACCUUUAUCUCGGUACAGCCCCGAAGCCGACGGCCGGAAAAACUCAAGUGCUAAUCCGCGUGGAAUACACAGCGCUGAAUCGAGCAGACACUCUGCAAAGACGAGGACUCUAUCCCUCUCCUUCUCUACCUCCUGGGCAACCCGACAUUCUGGGGCUUGAGGUAUCUGGUGUGAUCGAGGAAGUCGGUGGCGAAUGUGCUGGGACAUGGAAGUAAGUUGCUUGUGGUUUAGUAUGUGAUAACCGUCAACUGACUGAUUUCAAAUAAAUAACAAAAAUGACUGUACAAAAUGAAUUUUCCUCACUUCUUCGGAGAAAUGUCGAGAGGUAUCAUUUUUUCUGAAUUGCAAGGCGUAUCAUUCAAGCUUGCAUUCCUUCAACAGCAACAAGCUCGCUUCAAUGAUGAAGCGAAGUGGUUGCCCUACAACCACUUCGAAAGAAUUAUUGAAAGAUCUUUAAAAAAAAACAGUUGGCGUUGCACACAAGAGAUCGUGCGAAUCGACGGAGGACAAUGGACGAAUUUUUCCAACGAAGUAUGUUUGCAUUCUCUUUGCGUAGCAUUGUACUUUAAACUUUGAAAGAUGGAGUCAAGAAACCAUAAUUAACUUGGUUCGGUAUUAGUUCGGUUGCAUCUAAAUACACGAAUGAGGCAAUCAAAAAGCAAAAAGGGACAAAAACGGUUUAGGAUGGAAAAGCUCACAACAGACAUACAGAUGUAUGGUGAUCUUGAAAAUAAGGGGCUAACUUUUUCUUAAACGAAUACAAACUAUAGCUACUUUAAUACUUGAACUCAUAACACAGUAGCCCUAUACCGUUUUCAGGAGGGUAAUGCGCCUGCAAAUACGGUUUUGACAAUGUGUUAUGAUAUUCCUGUACAAAGUUGACGCCAUAACUUACCGACUAAAUUCUUUUGGGAAUAACCUCGAAGUCACGAUUUGGACUACAGAAAACCGAAAAAGAGACUACCUGAUAAAAACAGCAUUGGAAAAAGAGACUUUUCAAAAAUUUUUUAGGCACUGAUGUUUUUAUUUUCCUUUUACAGGCAAGGCGACAAGGUUAUGGCUUUGUUACCAGGUGAUGAACGUGUUUUCUUCAUCAAAUUCUGCUUAUAAGCAAGUUAUAAUAAAGCCAACAAAAUAUUUGCUUUGAUGCUCCCAUGAUGCCCCCCUAGCUGAUCUCAAGAAACGCUCUAAUUCGGUCAGUCUUCGCACAAGUUCUCUCACUAUUACUCAUCUGCAGUUUUACGUAACUCGUCGCAAACCCCUGUCCUUUUCACUGCUAAACAGAGAUAAUCAUAUCAUGAAUUCUUGUUACCUCAAGCCCAGGUUAAGCCAUUUACAACGUUAAACGUUUGGUGUUGUAUUUACCAGGAGGAGGGUAUGCGGAAUAUGUUGCUGUUGAAGAGGUCCUUGUCAUGCCUGCACCUGAUUCUCUUGAACUUUCUGAUGCGGCAGCCAUUCCUGAAGCAUGGCUAACAGCAUAUCAGCUCCUGCACUUUCUCGGGCGAGUUGAGAGUGGUGAUGUAGUGCUUAUUCAUGCUGGUGGCAGUGGUGUUGGAACAGCACUGGUGCAGCUGUCACUAGUGGCUGGAGCACAGCCAUAUGUGACUGCAGGCUCAGAGGAAAAGAUCAAAAUGGCAGAGUCACUUGGAGCCAAGGGAGGCUUCAAUUAUAAGACAGGGGAUUUUUCCAACUGGAUAGAAAGUGUUACUGGAGGUAACAUAUCAUCUGUAUGAAAAGGAAAAUGAUUCACUGACAGUCUUGCAUUGAAAAUCUAGUACAAUUAAGUGUUGGCACAAGAGCGAAAGCUAUAUUUCAUUUUUGCAAAAAUCCAAUUCUAAACCCCCAGAUCGGAAAAAUUAUGAUGGGUCAGAUUGAUCAUCUGAACCAUAACAGCAGAGCUGGACUGUAAUAAAGCGUUUUUGCAUUCUAAUUUUCCUACUCCUUCGAAGAAAUAUGAAGCAAAAGAUGUCCUCUUGAUUAAUUUACAAUUAUUUUAUUACAGGAGUAUGCAAUAUUGAAUUUAGGCCACUAAGCAGUCCUUGCAUAAAUGACGGAAGUAAAACAAGAUGCGUAGUCUAACAAUUCAGAAUUCCCUUGUUUUGAAAUCGGUUACUCAAUGGCUCGCGAAAAUCCGGGAGCCAGCCAGUUUUUUCUAGUUAUUACACUUGACAGAAAAAAUUCUACAUCAUUAUUACAUUUUCAGGAAAAAGAGUGAAUGUGAUUCUAGACUGCGUUGGUAGCUCUUUCUGGGAAAAGAAUAUCAAAGUCCUUGCUGUUGAUGGUCGUUGGGUUUUGUAUGGUACACUGGGCGGAGGAAAUGUAGAGGGUAAUCUUCUUGGAGGUCUACUCAAAAAGAGAGGUUCUCUGAUAGCCACAACCCUAAAGCAUAGACCUCUUGAGGUAAAUUAUUCUUAAUAAAAAAAUACUUCUCGCGUUACAUUGCGCUCAUUGACAGGAGAACAUAGUCUAAUUCUGGGAUUCUUGCGCUUUUAAACAGUAAUCUUUUACGUUGUUCGUUAUCUUUUCGGCGUCAUCUUACGUUACAUCAUAUGCUUUCACUUUCGAUUUCUCUCUUUUUUUACUGAAGGAAGUAUGUCAAAAUCUCACUUACAAUAUAACGAACUUUGAGAGAAAAAAAACAUCUUUUUUCUGCUACAUUCGUGCCGCCUUUUUGUGCCUUUUUAUCUGUGUUUCAGAAAGCUUUUCCCCCCGCCCCGUACAACCUCCAGUCCGAAAGUGUCCUUACACUUUUGAACCAUAUAUCUCAUACACAUUGCUUGCAUAUUAGGGUACGCUUAGAAUCAGGAGUAUAUAUACAAAUUAUGCUCCAAAUUUUGUGUGCUAUUUUGUGUUUCUUGCGCACUUUCAACAUCUGUUGCCUAGCCCCAGGUGAUCUCCCUGCAAUGCACAGAUCUGUAACGACACGCCCUUUAGAUUUAUUUUUUGUUUUGUUUAUUUUGCUGUUGUUGUUAUUUUUGUUCUCGUUGUUCUUCCCAUGCUGGUAUAUUCCAAGUUUCCAAGAGCUAGUAAGACAGCAGUGAAAUUACUUGUUCCCGAAGUAUGUAUUUUCUUCUUAUUUCACAGUAUAAAGCUAAAUUGAUACGAGCGUUUACGGAAAACAGUGUUCCUUUAUUCGCCGCUGGAAAGCUGAAGACCAUCGUGGACUCAGUCCUUCCCAUGGAUCAGAUACAGCUUGCUCACGAGAAGAUGGAGUCCAACAAAAAUAUUGGAAAAAUAGUUGUUCAAAUAGCAGCACCUUGA